AUGUGUCUGGUGGUGCGGAUGCGGUGUUUGUGCCGGUGGAUGUGUCGUGUGCUCCGAGUGACGGCGGCCCGAGCUAUCGUGCGUGUGUGUGGGCGUGGAAGAAGUGUUCUGCUGCCAGUGCUGAGGCUCAGCAUGAGAAUUAUACUUUCAGUGGCUUUGGUGUGCGCAUGCAUGGCAGGAAUGGUGAGCUGUGUGCUGUGUGCUGUGUGCCAUGUGGCCAAUGCGGUGCACACAUGUAGCAACUGUGCUGCCAGCUGUGCAAGGAAAGAGGAAGGGGCCACCGUUGCCUCCACGAUGAAUGUGACGACACAUAAAUACGCCGGCCUUUAUGAAUUGUGGUGGCGUCAAUUUCCCCCGAUGGAACCAUCCAUUCGCCUGCACGGAGCAGCGAUGCUGACCGGACGGCAUCUGUCAGUUGCCGCCACCCCGUGA
Molecule: messenger RNA, 432 nt
Organism: Trypanosoma cruzi
Lineage: Eukaryota; Euglenozoa; Kinetoplastea; Trypanosomatida; Trypanosomatidae
Exons: 1
Coding region: 1-432 (143 amino acids)
Source: RefSeq, a predicted model, not a curated record